AUGGCGGACAAACGCGUCGAAGCGUCCUCCGCAAGAGAAUGCCAGCCGGACUCGGCGAGCGCGUCUCAAAGCCACCUUGAAUCGACGGACGACUUUGUUGUCCUAGAUGAAUGUGAAAUGGCUCGCGGCUACGUCGUGAAAUUUCAGAGACUCUGCAGCCGCAGCGAGCUCUCGGUGAGCAUCCACGAGCGAGUCUCCGCGAGACUCGAGACGCGCAGGCACCGGCUGGCGCGUCGCUUUUCCUUCGUGGAACGCGAGAAACGCGCGCGAGAACGCCACGAGGACUACCUCCGCAGGCGCCGAGUCGCUGCGAGAAAGUUCAUUGAACGGCGUCAAGGCGUGCUUCAGCGGGUCCAAAAGAGCGAGGAGGAACGCACGCGAACUCUGGAGCUGCGCGCAAAUCGACUGGACAAACGCGCGCUGGAGAUCCUUGAGGGCGUCGAGGACUUCGAGAAGACCGAAACCGAGGAAAACGGCGCAGACGCACUCUCCCUGGACUCCGACCCUGUGGCGCUCCACCAAAGACGCGCAGAAGAAAACCUCGCAAAUCGAAUCGAAGGCAUCCAGGCAAACCUGCAGAAGAAAAUGCAAAGCGCAGAGGAGCGGAGGCUGCUGAUGCGUGCGCAAGAGAGGGAGCGUCUGUCUAAGGCGCUGCAGCAAGUCGAGAAGAUCCAGGGCAAGAACAAACUCGAAGAAGAAGAAAAGUCGCUGAGACUCCAGUCCUGCGUUCAAGAGAAGCUGGAAGAGGCCGAAAAGCGGCGGAAGCAGCUCCUGGAGGAAGAAUCGUCACGCCGCAAGCAGAAGUGGGAGGAAAAGCGCGAGGUCAUCGCGGCGCGUGAGAUGGAGAUCGAGGAGAAGAAGAAGUCUCUCGAGGAGCGCAUGGAGCUUGCAAUGGAGAGGAAAAACAAAAUUAUCGAGGAGACCAAGCUCACGAUUCAAAAGAAGAUCACUGAGGUCGAGGAGCAAGUCACGAGAAACCGGACGGAGAUGGAGAGGCGGCUUCAGGAGCUUGCAGAGAAGAUGAGCCGCAAGCAAGAGAAAGCCGAGCAACUGCGCGUGAACAACCUGAUGAAGAAGAAGAAGGGAUUCAGCCCCUCCUCUGGGGCGCGCCUCACUGCAGCCUCGCCCGCGUCGCUCGCGGAUCGGCUGGACAUCGCGGCCGCGGAUAACGGCAUCGGCGCACUCGACGCCGGAGUCGCUGUGAACUAA
Molecule: messenger RNA, 1209 nt
Organism: Besnoitia besnoiti
Lineage: Eukaryota; Apicomplexa; Conoidasida; Eucoccidiorida; Sarcocystidae
Exons: 7
Coding region: 1-1209 (402 amino acids)
Source: RefSeq, a predicted model, not a curated record